CGCGCUUCGCUAAUUCAACCAAUCCCUUCUCGUGUGAGCAGAAUGCCCAGCCACAAUACUAUAUUCUAGAACCCCUUGGAACCCUCUCUGGCAUAAAUCGACCAAGAGAAGACCAAAGCUUUUGCUGUGAGAACGAUAACAAGUUCUCUUUUGCUCGCAAAGAUGACUUACUCAUUCAAUACCCCCGCUAAAGUGAUCGGCGUCUUGCACGCGACUUUUGGUGGUCUGUUGGUGCUUUUCGGGAUUGUAGUCAGGCUACAAGUCCACCACUGGAGUAGUAUUAUUCUUGUAGGAAUAUGGACUGGUGGAUUGAUGAUGUUUACCGGGGCUGUAGCAAUCAUUGGAUCACAUAGACAAAUGGAUAUGCCACCGAAACGAUGCUUUGUCUUAUGGUUCGUGAUCCUCUCCUUGCUCUGCAUUGCAUUGGCUUCUGCGGUGAUCGUGUGUUACGCCAUGGCCAUCAUGGCAUUCUACGACAUCGAGAACGUCGGAAGCUUUCCUUGGUGGAGCUACACUACCAAUGACUUUAAGCAACAGAACAAGAACCGCUCUCGAGUCUUGUGCAUUAUUAUGUUGGUGUUAGGAUGCCUGGAGUUUAUUAACGCUGUUAUCUCCCUCAUUCACGGUCUUGGAUCCUGCUGCAUGAAAACCUGGCAUAAGCCAAAGCACGAGCAGAUGUAUGACGCCCGCGACAUGCCCAUGAGCUACGUAAACGAGGCAGCAGCACGUUAAACAGCUAAAACUAUUCAAGCAAUCAAGGAAUUACGCCAGUCUGAUUUUUUAAAAAUUCUCGACAAUAUUAACAUAAAGCUUUUUUUUACACAAAUACAAUGAAUGUUCGAGAGAACGUGAAUGUAUUGUAGUCUUGAAUUACCAUUGUCUCAACAAGCGAAGAGUAACGCGAAUGAGCCCCGUCAUUGGCUCAAACGCGACACGUGACUUUUCCCCUACAACCAGCGUGAUCAUAGGUGCAAAACCCGCCACGUGACCUUUAACAACAUUGAGGUUGUUCUAAUCAAAUUCGUCAAAGACAACAAUAUUCGCAAUGCAAACAGUCCUACUUUUAUACAAAAACGUUCAAAUUUUCCAAUAAUGGAAAUGCGGACCAGUGCCUUUUCCAUACAAUGAUGAAUUUUUAUACUUAUAAUGCUGUGGUCAUUUUUAAUGAUGUAGCACAAUAAAGUAGAAAGAAUAUAGAAAAAGUUAUGCUUCUAAAAUGUAAUGUAAAGCCGUAGUUAGUUCGUAAUGUAUGAUUUGAUAAAAAUAAAAAUGUGUAAAAAUCAAAGUAAAACA
Molecule: messenger RNA, 1293 nt
Organism: Nematostella vectensis (starlet sea anemone)
Lineage: Eukaryota; Metazoa; Cnidaria; Anthozoa; Actiniaria; Edwardsiidae
Exons: 4
Coding region: 163-732 (189 amino acids)
Cellular component (GO): membrane
Source: RefSeq, a predicted model, not a curated record